AUGAACGGUAUUGGCUUCGAGUGGGAUGUGGUGAGGAGAGGUGAUUUCGAUGAUGGAGAAUUGAGGGGGGAAACUGUGGAGAAAGCGUGGAUUGGCAAUCAUGAGUAUGUGGAACCGUGGAAGAAGUUGGGAUAA
Sclerotinia sclerotiorum 1980 UF-70 is the source of this 135-nucleotide messenger RNA. RefSeq lists its product with no specific name. Lineage: Eukaryota; Fungi; Ascomycota; Leotiomycetes; Helotiales; Sclerotiniaceae. The transcript has a single exon. The record is from RefSeq and is a predicted model, not a curated record. The coding region runs from base 1 to 135 and encodes 44 amino acids.